Molecule: messenger RNA, 968 nt
Organism: Triplophysa dalaica
Lineage: Eukaryota; Metazoa; Chordata; Actinopteri; Cypriniformes; Nemacheilidae
Gene: selenou1b
Product: selenoprotein U1b
Exons: 5
Source: RefSeq, a predicted model, not a curated record
CGAGAUCAGAUCUUUCAUGCUGUGAGUCUGAGGUGAGUUAUGGAGCUUGUGACCCGAGCCGUGAGCUCUUUGGGUUUGGUGUUCACCGAGGCGUUGAGAUCUUUCACAGAGAUGUUUCUCACACAACCUGUUUGUGCAACCCUCUCAAAUCUGAGUGAAACUGUACUGAAGUCUCUAAACGGAGAUGACCGCGUGUUUAAAGCCAGAGAACUGUGGGAAAGUUCAGGAGCUGUGAUCAUGGCUGUCAGGAGACCUGGAUGAUUUCUCUGCAGAGAGGAGGCGUGUGAGCUCUCCUCUCUGAAGGCUCAGUUAGAUGACAGUGGAGUUUCUCUGUAUGCUGUGGUGAAGGAGAACAUCGGAACAGAGAUCCAGGACUUCAGACCAUUCUUUCAUGGAGAAAUCUUUCUGGAUGAGAAGAGAGGUUUCUACGGGCCUCAAGAACGUCUGAUGGGUUUCUCUGGGUUACUGCGUGCCGGUGUCUGGAGGAACGGCUGGAGAGCGUUUCAGAAUGGUUCUCGGGGUAACGUGUCGGGUGAAGGGUUCGUCUUGGGGGCUGUAUACGUCAUUGGCCCACGUCAACAGGGAAUCUUGCUGGAGCACAGAGAGAUGGAGUUUGGAGAUAAAAUAAACAAAUGUGAUGUUAUUGAAGCUGUUAAAAAGAUAAAAACAUAAUAUGUGUUUCUGGAGUAACAGCAGUCAUGAGAGAUCUCAUGUAACGUAACAUGAAAGAAAGAUCAUGAAAAGAGUCAGAUACACUAUAAAGACUUAAGAAAUGUUUCAUAUUGUUCAAGGGCACAUGUGUGUAUGUGUGUGUGUGUGUGGUUGAUGACGGACUGACUUUAAACUCUAAAUGAAGUAGCAGUCUCGAUGUUUCACACACACACACACACACACACACACACACACCUGAAUCUUCAAGAAUAAAAACAAUGAACAAUGAGUCAAUAAAAAACCCAACAUUUGUGUCA